AUGACUGUUGCUGUUCAAUCCAGAAACGUGGAUAUUCAACCCACAGAAAAGAAAGAGGCCAAAACGGACGGCUACUCCCGGGUCACGGAGAAGGAUAGAAGCUUGGCGGAGCACCCAGAGUUUCUGCCCGUGUGGGAUCCCAGAGAUAAGUUCCCAAAGCUUCAGCCAUUCAAGCACAGAGACCGCGGACUGUUUGCUGACCCUCAGUACAAGAACUUACUGGCCGAGGCAACUGGACCCAUCAAACAAUUCAACGUCACUCCCAAGCUAGGAACAGAAGUCAGAUCCGGUAUCCAAUUAUCGCAGUUGUCUCCAGCCGCCAAGGAUGACCUUGCCUUGCUGGUGGCUCAGCGUGGUGUGGUGAUUUUCAGGGACCAAGAUUUUCAAGACAAAGGACCCGAAUUUGCCAAACAAUGGGGUUCCUAUUACGGCCCAUUGCAUGUCCAUCCAGUUUCUGGGGCACCACCUGGACAUCCAGAGGUGCACGUCGUCUGGAGGGGGUCCGAACCUACAGACUUUGAAAUUCCCUUCAAAAGAAAGGUUAGCAACAUCGCAUGGCACACGGAUGUCAGCUACGAGCUCCAGCCACCGGGAUUGACUGUCUUGGCCAUGCUGCAAGGUCCCGAAAACGGUGGUGGUGACACCCUGUUUGCCGACACGGUUGAAGCCUACGACAGAUUAUCACCUCUGAUGCAAAGCCUGAUAGAAAAUCUCAAGGUUGCACACACAUCUACUGAUCAGGCCAAAUUUGCUGUUGGAAAGGGUGGUAUUGAGAGGAGAACCCCAGUGGACUCGAUCCAUCCUCUGGUGAGAUGGCAUCCGGUUUUGAAGAAGAAGAUCCUCUAUUUCCAAAAAGCCUUUGGGAGAAACAUUCUAGGAUUGAAGGAAGAGGAGAGCGAGAAUCUGCUUUCGUUUUUGUUUGACCAUAUCAAGAAUGCCUUGGAUCUGCAAAUUAGGGCUCGUUGGGAGCCUGGUACCGUUGUCGUGUGGGACAACAGAAGGGUUGUGCACUCUGCGACCUUGGACUGGGACUCUCCUGAAGUGAGACACGCCUUCAGAAUCACUCCUCAGGCCGAAAGACCAGUUCAUUCGCAAGAGGAGUACGAUAACUGGACCGUUGAGAAGGAACUCGAGGAGCUCAAGAGCUUGGAGGCCACUCUCGCUGCCGAUCCUGGUGAUUUGUACGCGGCGCUUCAAAAGGGGCUUGAUGGGCUGAAGAUCUAA
Molecule: messenger RNA, 1224 nt
Organism: Kuraishia capsulata CBS 1993
Lineage: Eukaryota; Fungi; Ascomycota; Pichiomycetes; Pichiales; Pichiaceae
Exons: 1
Coding region: 1-1224 (407 amino acids)
Biological process (GO): sulfur compound catabolic process
Cellular component (GO): cytoplasm
Molecular function (GO): sulfonate dioxygenase activity
Source: RefSeq, a predicted model, not a curated record